Spea bombifrons (plains spadefoot toad) is the source of this 1101-nucleotide messenger RNA. RefSeq names its product tumor necrosis factor receptor superfamily member 10A-like. The record is from RefSeq and is a predicted model, not a curated record. Bases 16 to 1011 code for a protein of 331 amino acids. Lineage: Eukaryota; Metazoa; Chordata; Amphibia; Anura; Pelobatidae. Gene Ontology annotation, molecular function: protein binding. The transcript has 9 exons. Gene Ontology annotation, cellular component: cell surface; plasma membrane. Gene Ontology annotation, biological process: TRAIL-activated apoptotic signaling pathway; positive regulation of apoptotic process.
UGCUCGAUUCUCACCAUGGCAUUGCUUAUUUCCCUUCUGGCAAUGCCAGCUAUACAAGGUGCCCCCCAAAGACCCGAAAGAGAUACCAAAAACUAUUUGGAUGAUUUCUACAUGAAUGGGCAGAUCCGAUGCCAGAGGUGCCCACCAGGCUUCCAUGUUGAUGAACAUUGCACCGCUCCUGAUACCAAAGGAACCUGUUUUCCUUGUGAGUUUGGCUCAACGUUCAGCGCGGGACCCACUGGCCUAGAUUACUGCCUCCCAUGCACCAUGUGCCGAAAAGACCAGGAAGAGGUGUCGCCGUGUACAUGGACAAAAGACCGAGUCUGCAGUUGUAAGAAUGGGAAAUACUGUCCUCCGGAUCUUCCGUGUGAGAUGUGCCGAACGUGUACUCCCAGUUGCCAGCCAGGGUUGGUCUUGAAGCAUCCGUGUAACGCAACAGCAGAUAUUCUAUGUGAACCUCCCUCAUCUAACAGCUUAUACAUUUAUGUCAUUGUUGGGGUGACAGUCGUCGUAGUCAUCCUCGUUCUGCUGGGGUUAAUGUAUUGGAAAAGAGAAGCUAUUUGCUCAUUUUUGAAGGAUAGAAAAGGCUGGUUCGCUGGCAGAACGUGUCCUGGUGAAGGCCCCGCAAAUCCCCUGCUGGCUCGACCAACAGAGCCACCUAUUAAGCUGCGGUUCAAAGACGGAACGAAAAGAGAAGAAGAAGAAAACCUCAUGGCAAAAGCGUUCUACAUCUUUGUCGAAUUUGUCGAUUUCGACUACUGGGACAAGUACAUGAGACAUCUGGGAUUAAAUGACAACCUGAUAAGAGAAGCAGAGUACAGGAACCCACAUAACAUCACAGAGCAACGCCACGCCAUGCUGUAUGACUGGUAUAGAAGCAAACAUUUUGAUAUAAAUGAGCUUCUUGACACACUGCGCUCGAUGAACCUGGAAAGAUCUGCAAACAUUAUCGCACAAAAACUUAUAGGAGAUGGACUGUUUGUGCAAACAUCAGAGUGCGUCGAAUUGUAAAUAUGUUCCGUUUGUAAACACUAUUUAUAAGUAUUUAUAAAAAAAAAAAAAAAACAUCCUAUAAAAAUAAUAAAACAUCAUCAAGACCCA